Saccoglossus kowalevskii is the source of this 713-nucleotide messenger RNA. Its product is annotated as carbohydrate sulfotransferase 9-like. Gene Ontology annotation, biological process: carbohydrate biosynthetic process. Lineage: Eukaryota; Metazoa; Hemichordata; Enteropneusta; Harrimaniidae. The record is from RefSeq and is a predicted model, not a curated record. Gene Ontology annotation, cellular component: membrane. Gene Ontology annotation, molecular function: sulfotransferase activity.
GUUUCUAUCACAUCAACAAAAGAGAGUAUUUAUAAUGCAAAACAAGCAAGCAAAAAUCGAAUAAACACAGCCAAGGAAGCGUGCAACAGGUAUAAUAUUACAUAUAACGGCGAUGCCGCGAGCAGAUUUGUCAUAUCGGACAAGUAUAAGUUCAUGAUAGACAUAAUACCCAAAGUAGGUUCUGGUACUAUGAGAGGCAUAGGUAUCAAACUCAAUCCAGAGUCAACUAUUACUUUUUACCGAAUCAAAAUGCGUGAUAUGUCAGAGUUCGGGCACUACACAAAAAUUGUCUUUUUUCGUGAUCCAUUGGAACGACUUGUUUCAUUUUAUUAUUAUGCAGUACAUUCUACGCGAAACACAGGUUCAGGUUUCUACGAAGCAUUCCUUUCCGUCCUCGCUAAGCAAGCUGGUUCAGAUCUUAAGGAUUGGUUAAAUCAUAAUAUAACAUUUCGAGAGAUGGCAGAAGUUAUUAUUAAUGUUGGUUUCGGGGAUGAGUAUGUAGGAAAAGCAUUUCCGCAGCAUGUAAAUCCACAAUAUAUGGUUUCCAAUAUAUGUUCCUUCAAUGCUGAUUUUAUAGGUCAUCUUGAUAAACUGUAUGAAGAUAUUCAGUAUAUUUUUAAAGUAGUUGGCGUUACAGAUGAGAAUAUAUACCCAGCUCCCCAUGUCCAAAAAGGACACGACAGACUUAAAGAUACUAUUAAAGAUUUACCUAA